Molecule: messenger RNA, 1349 nt
Organism: Loa loa (African eye worm)
Lineage: Eukaryota; Metazoa; Nematoda; Chromadorea; Rhabditida; Onchocercidae
Exons: 7
Coding region: 99-782 (227 amino acids)
Source: RefSeq, a predicted model, not a curated record
CAACAUAUUUCAAAACUGAUUCAAUUUUAGCUUACGAUAUUCUCGUUGAAAACAUUUGGUUGUAUCUUAUUUGUGGAUACAGUUAAAGUUUUACCAUUAUGGCGCAAUCUGAUGAGGUAUUCGAACGGAUUCAAGAAUGGAAGACGAAUUUCGACAAGCAGGGUGAAGCAAAAUUAGCGGAAAUUCAGCGACUUAUUAAUGUGAACGAUGUUCUUGAGGCAUAUUUCCAAGAAAUUGAUCAACUGCCGGAAGAACUCCGCAAAAGCAGCCUGUAUAAAUUCAUUUCAACAUGUGAAGCUACUGAUGCAAUUUUCGAUGAGCUCGUUGGUGAGCCGGGUGUUAGUCAGGAAACUGGAAACAGAUCCAGAAUGGAGCAGAAACCAAACACUUGGGCAAAUCGGCUUCGAGGGCCACGAAAAUUGGUUCCCAAACCAUCUUACUCAUCAUCAAACAUAAGGACUCCAGCGUCCAGAAAUUCCAAAUCCAUUGUAUUGAAAACGCCUACUGGAAAUGUCCGCUUGCCUCGGGCUAUAACGCCAAAAAUCCGAGAUGGUGAUGAUAUUAAGUUUCGGACUCUGCGUCGAGAGGAAGUGGCAUUCUCAGUUGCUGGCACUCCAGUAGUUGCAGGAAACGAAACAGAGGGUGAUGAAAAUGUCUUCCUUGUCAAUGAGCUGCUUCAUGCAAGAGAUGAAGAAUUAACACCACAGACGCGAAACGUUGUGCAGGGAAUGAAACAGCUGAUUGGGCGAAUCCGUACCAGCGAGAUUCCUGAACAUUUCUAGAUCCUUAUAUUUCCAUUUACUAGCUUUUUUUUGACUAGCUUGGAAGCUCUGUAAAACUUUAUAAUAAAAGAGCAUAUUUUACUAGUUAGGUUUAUCGAGGUUUUAUAUUGUUUAUAAAGUUGCAAAUAUAGAUGUAAUGCAUUUGCAUCUUUGCUGGAAUUCAGGAUCUACUUUAAAUAAUUUACUCAUGAUCUGCAUUAGCAAAAUGGAACAGAUUUGCCCGCGAACUCAUAUCUCCCAGUUGUAGUUGAUUUUUAAAUACUUUGCUGUUUCCAUCAUUUACUUGUGGUUCUGUAUUUAUUGACGUCAAAUUUCCUACAAAAUCUGGUUUUGUUUUUGUUAGCUGAAUUUAUAUUAUGAAAGGAACAGUGAGUCUGUGAUCAUGAGUUAGAAUUGCUUUGGAUAUGUGUCUUUUUGGCUUAUCUGUGGAUGUGCUGCGUUAUGGAUUUGUCUUUGAACUGAUGUAUCUUUUUUGAAUACAAUUAUCUAAUGCAUUUGUCGCCCAAAAGAUCCGCUGAUUGGAUUAUUUCGCUUUGCUCCUGGUACUUCCAGUAAAAUAACACAAGC